Molecule: messenger RNA, 1599 nt
Organism: Solanum dulcamara
Lineage: Eukaryota; Viridiplantae; Streptophyta; Magnoliopsida; Solanales; Solanaceae
Exons: 3
Coding region: 66-1478 (470 amino acids)
Source: RefSeq, a predicted model, not a curated record
UUUAUAGUACCUUUCACUCCCAUUUGUCCAUUACCAAAAUCAUAUUUUUAGCUAAUCACUCAAUCAUGGCUGAGCUAGGAAGCACCGCCGCAGCUCCUCCGUCUGAGUUAAAAACCCGGUCGGCCGGAAGCACUGAGCACAGCUGGUGCAAGGCGGUUCCGAUUGGUACCGGAAUAACAGUCUUAGCUCUCCUCUUAUCAAAAUCACCAGACAUUUUACUUCUCCAAAAUGCCCUCCACAAACUUCAAAAUUCCAAUCCUAUCCUCAAAGCUCAACUCCAUUACGAAUCAACUACAAACUCUUACGCCUACAUCAUUCCCUCCACUUCUCAUCUUCAAAUCCAACCGUUCGAUCUCUCGUCAACGGCUCAGAUUCUCCGACGCCUCAAAACCUCCGAUCUCAACUCCGUCUCCGAUUUUCAUCUCAUCCUCGAACACGAAAUCAACCGGAACUCAUGGCUUAACACCUCAUCGGAUUCCGACACGGAUAUUUUCUUCGCGAGCAUUUAUCGAUUAGAAAACGAGAAAUCGGUGGUAGCGUUAAGGAUUCAUACAUCGGCGUGUGAUCGGGCGUCGUCGUUAGCGUUGCUGAGGAAGUUACUGGAGCUGGUGAGUAGUGAGAAGGAAGAUGGAGAAGGGACAGAAUUGGAAUUAUUGAAAAAGAUGGAGGUUGGUUUGGAGAUUGAAGAGUAUAUUCCAGCUGGAAAAGCGAGUAAGCCAUUUUGGGCGCGUGGGAUUGAUAUGGUGGGGUAUGGAUUGAAUUCAUUGAGAUUUUCUAAUUUGAACUUUAUGGAUAGUGAAUCAACAAGAGGAUCACAAGUUGUGAAAUUGCAGUUGAAUAAAGAAGAUACUAAUCGCAUUCUUGAGGGCUGCAAAACAAGAGGUAUAAAGCUGUGUGGGCUGUUGGCUGCUGCUGGAUUAAUUGCAGCUCAUUCCUCAAAAGGCCUAAAUGAGAAUCAAUGGGAGAAAUAUGCAAUUGCAACCCUUAUUAACUGCCGCUCAAUUCUUGAUCCAGUGCUUAGCCCUGAUUUUCCAGGCUUUUAUCAUUCUGCAAUCCUCAACACGCAUGACGUUAAGGGAGGAGAUGAUUUAUGGGAGCUAGCAAAGAGAAGUUACACGUCUUUUAUCAACGCCAAGAACAACAAUAAGCAUUUCACAGACAUGGGAGACCUGAAUUUCCUCAUGUGCAGGGCCAUUGAUAAUCCUGGCUUAACUCCAUCCUCUUCACUAAGGACUUCUCUCAUCUCCGUGUUUGAAGACCCUGUGAUCGAUACCUCCAGCACGGUGCAUCAAGAAAUCGGAUUAGAAGACUUCAUCGGGUGUGCAUCCGUGCACGGGGUAGGCCCUUCUAUUGCCAUAUUCGACACAAUUAGGGACGGACAGUUGGAUUGUGCAUGUGUUUAUCCCUUCCCCUUGCAUACUAGGGAACAAAUGCAGGAGCUCAUUGGUGAAAUGAAAAGAAUCCUUAUUGACUGGUAGCAAAUUACAGGAGACUUGUUUUGAUGCAUUAUGUUUUCCCACUGAUCAUGUUCAAUGAAAAUGCAAUAUGUUUCCUGAAAAACAGUUUGUUUUUGACAUCAAAGUUUCAAAUUCUUGUUCU